AUGGCAGAAGUUAACACAGAAGAUAUUGAUGUUGCCACAGUGAUGGGAUUCACUGAAUUUGGAACCCAGCCUAAGAACAAGUGCAAGGAUAGAGGUACAUCAUCAACAUCCACACCCCAACACACUUCACUUCAAAAUAAUCCUACAUAUCCUCCAUACCCAGCACCCCAACCAUCGACAUUGCCACCACCAUUACCCCCCCGUCCACCAUUUCCAACUUCCGCCGGAACCAAACGAAAAUUCCCACCCUUUUCCACAGAGCAAGGAUAUAUUACCCCUGAAGCUUAUCUUCAGGAAUUUGAGAACAGCAAUACAUCCAAUAACAUGUCGCCAAACCAGAAAAGAACUGGAAAGAAGAAGACUCAGCAACAUGGUGAGGAAAAUGGACCUGAAGGAGCCGAAGCGACCACUCGCACCGCCCAUCCACAUAGGCAUAGAGAAAGCAAUGUGAAUAGGACACCAAGCCCUACCACAGACUACCAGGCGCCCAAUGGCACCGUCCUUACACCCCAGGAGCUCAGAGAGCUCAAGUUCGGCGUGCGGAACCAAAAUGGCGACAUGGUUUAUUUCCAGCCAAGCUUUAUCGAGGAUGAUCCGUGGGCAGAGUUGGAGGAGGGUGAGGAUUGA
Molecule: messenger RNA, 627 nt
Organism: Paracoccidioides brasiliensis Pb18
Exons: 2
Coding region: 1-627 (208 amino acids)
Source: RefSeq, a predicted model, not a curated record